AUUUAGGAAUAUAACUACCCAGUGUUUUCUAUCUGGCCUUAAUACCGCGGUAGUUGCUCGUAAUAUGUAAAAUAUUCUGGUAGGUGACUCAUUUAUCAUGUUAUAUUGAUCUUAUUCACGAAGUGCAUGGAUUUUUCAAGUUAAAGCGUCAUACAGGAAUCAUGAUCUAAGUUUGAAUUUGACACAAUGAGCACCGUGCAUCACGCGGACGAUUCCGCCGUGAGGAAGCGCCAUGAAUAUUCAAGCUUUGACCAAGAAUCAGAGACCGUUGGGCGGAAGGAAUAUUCGGACAAUACGGACAAAGAACUGCUGAAUACUUCUGUACACGACGUAAAGCAUCGUUCAAACAACGACAUUGCAAAUAAAGAGAAACAAAAUAACAUGGACGAAAGAUCAGCAAAUGAGGAACAAUUGAAAAGUUCUUUCUCAUUCUACAUCCCCAAGCGAUUGAUAGUGACUGUUCUGCUGGGUAUAGGUCUAUUGCUAGUCUACUCUAUGCGAACAAAUGUUGGUGUCACUGUCAUCAUGAUUCUGGAUGAGAGAGCGUAUGAGAAAGUUGGCACUAUAGACGCCAUGAUAAAUAUUCCACAAGUGAACUGGGAUACUCGCAUGGUGGGUUUUCUACACAGUAUCUUCUAUAUAGGCUUUCUGAUUUCACAAGUACCCGGUGCUUUCCUUACUACAAUAUUACCAGCGCAAAAGUUGUAUGGCGGAUGUAUACUCACCUCAGCUUUAUUAAAUCUUCUGUUACCUGUAUGCAUAGAUAACGGCGAGUACUCUCUCGUCUGCAGUGUUAGAUGUGUGCAAGGUCUUGCCGAGGGUCUGUUGUAUCCAGCCUGCUACGGCGUGCUCAGGCACUGGUCUUCGCCAAGUGAACGUAGUAGACAGGUGUCGGCUGUUCUUUCAUGUGCAUAUGCGGGUGCAAUCGUUGGAUUUCCUUUAGCUGGAAUAAUUACACAUUUCUUAGGAUGGCAAUAUAUAUUUUAUGCAUCUGGAACUCUGUGUAUAGUAUGGUAUAUGUUUUGGUUGUGUUUGGUUUACGAGAAGCCCUCACAUCAUAAAUAUAUCAGUGAAGAGGAGUUUGAAUUUAUGGACAAAUCGCAGGGUGCUGAUGUCAUUGACUACCAGAAUGUUCAUGUGCCUUGGAGAAGUAUAGUGACGUCACUUCCUGUGAUUUCGAUAUGUCUGUGUCAUUUCGUGAGGUACUGGAUAUCUGUGCUGAUGUUGACAAACGAACCACUGUAUCUCAAUGAGUUUGGAUUCACCAUAGCUGAAACUGGCGUGUAUGCAGCAUUACCACACAUUGCGAAGGCGGUUCUGUCGUUCGCUAGCGGUUAUAUAGCUGACAGUCUGCUAAAUUCUAAUUUGUUAUCUACUGUGGUUGUAAGGAAGCUGCUAACGGGGAUAGGUUUUGGAUUACAAGCUACCGGUUUUCUAGUCCUCACUUUUCUCAACGAUGGUACGUCUGUUAUCAUUGUUUUGACAUUGACGAUUGGAGGCCUAGGCCUUACGACAUCAGGUUGGUCAGUGAAUCAUUAUGAUUUAUCUACACGUUAUGCAAGCAGUCUUGUGGCAGUGACGUCAGUUGUGGGGUCACUAGGUGCUAUCGCUGCUCCCCUUGCAACAGGCCACUUCACUAUGCAACAGACAAUCGAAAGUUGGGACAGUGUGUUUUAUCUGACAUCAAGUAUAAUAGCUGUUGCAGUCAUCUUUUAUCUUAUAUUUGGAUCAGGAGAGCAACAGCACUGGUCCAAUCCGCCAUCACAUAUUUGUCUCGUUCAGAAAAUAGACCCUCUUGCCAGAAAACCAUAUGGAACAUAUACGGUACAGAAGACUGAAAAAGCUAAAACAGAGUCAUUUGUGUCCGACGACAGUGCAAUAAAAAGACCAUAUAGUACUUAUACUGUACAGGGUAAUACUGCAAAUGAACAGGGCAUUAAAACGCACGAACUAGAACAUGACAAUGCUUCUUCAGAUUUAAACAAAGAUGAGCAGAAAAAUAUUUUUGAAGGUGAUGAUAAAACAAAAAUACAUUUAGAACCACAUAAUGCUCCUGAAAAAGAAGACAAUGACUCUGAAAAUGAAAGACAUGUAAGAAAUAACACAAAUGAGGAGAAAAAUACAGAGCCAAAUGUAGAAGCAGCACAGAAUUGAUUUGUUAGUUUUGUUACGAUUAUCUGAUGGAUCAGAAUUAACCGUAGUAUUCUUAAAGGUCCAAUACUAAGGAAAGUGAACAUUUUAAUUUCUUUUAAAAAGCACAGAAACUAUUUCAUUUUAUUAGAAAAUGAAAGUUGGUAUGUAGAAAUUCGAAAUAAAUCGCAGUAUAUGUACAAUAAUUUUUCUAUGAAGUAUGAAGAAAGUUAAAAAGACCUGGGGGGGUCAUUCUGUCGAUUCAUUGAAAUUUCAACAUAUUACACAUACAUUUCUUUGAGUUCCAAAGACCUUCUGUAAAUUUUGACCUGCCAAUCUUCAUUAUUUAGUGUCUUGCAGAAGUCUAUGCACUGGCUAUGAAAAAAAUUGCCAACUCACUUUCCCUUAGUAAUGGACCUUUAAAUAAAACGCACCGCAAAUGUUAUUUUUAAACGUUAUUAAUUGCUGUUUAACAAAAUAUAACAAACACACAUUUUAGUUAAGAAAAGUGUACCGAUAAUCUGUGUAAACAUCAACUUUACAAAGUAAUACAUAUGGACAGGCUGUCUCAAACAGGUGUAAUUACUUCGAUGACUGGUAAAUAACAAAUAAAGUUUAACAAGCUUAAAAGUUUUGUUUGACGUAAAAUGUACUGUUGAAUUAUGGCGAUAAAACGUUUAAAGUUUAAACGAGUGAAAUGUGGUUCCUCUGUUAUAUUGAAACAUGGCAUAGUGUUCUACAGAUAUUAAUGUCAUUUAAAAUCCACAAACACCUUUUGUGAGUAGCCGAGUUAUACAUAUUUAUAUCACAUUUCAAGUAAACAUUUUCUGUCGAGAUUUAAAACCUUUCAACAAAGUACAGUCAAAUGCAUCCAGUUAGAGUUGUUUAUUAUCAUUAUUAUUAUUAUUAUUAUUAUUAUUAUACAUGAUUAAUAUAGUUUAUUAUAGUUUUUCAUGAAAAAUACCAUAACUGUGGCAAACAAUUCAUGUUAAUCUUUACUUCUCAUGGAAAUAUAAAAUUUAUUCUGA
Molecule: messenger RNA, 3158 nt
Organism: Mercenaria mercenaria
Lineage: Eukaryota; Metazoa; Mollusca; Bivalvia; Venerida; Veneridae
Product: vesicular glutamate transporter 1-like
Exons: 13
Coding region: 187-2154 (655 amino acids)
Biological process (GO): monoatomic anion transport; transmembrane transport; neurotransmitter loading into synaptic vesicle
Cellular component (GO): excitatory synapse; synaptic vesicle membrane
Molecular function (GO): neurotransmitter transmembrane transporter activity; L-glutamate transmembrane transporter activity
Source: RefSeq, a predicted model, not a curated record